Helianthus annuus (common sunflower) is the source of this 1352-nucleotide messenger RNA. RefSeq names its product putative MO25-like protein At5g47540. Gene Ontology annotation, biological process: intracellular signal transduction. The transcript has 9 exons. Bases 125 to 1180 code for a protein of 351 amino acids. The record is from RefSeq and is a predicted model, not a curated record. Lineage: Eukaryota; Viridiplantae; Streptophyta; Magnoliopsida; Asterales; Asteraceae. Gene Ontology annotation, molecular function: protein serine/threonine kinase activator activity.
CCAUCUCUUUCCGAAUAUAAUCGAUCCCCUUAUAUUGUGUUUGUUAAUGUUAGGGGAAACCCUAUUGUCUGUCUAUUCUAUUGUAUUGGAGAUAAUCAAACCAAAUAAAUAAAAAUAAAAAAAGAUGAUGGGACUGUUCAAACAGAAGCCGUUGACGCCGGUAGAGCUGGUCCACCAUAUCCGUGACCUUCUCACCUUCACCUGUCCCAAUCCCGACAUUACUGAAGCCAAGCGCCAGGACAAGGUCCGCGAAUUGACAAGACUUAUUCAUGAAGUGAAGAUAGUACUUUAUGGCGACGAUAUGUCAGAACCACAUGAAGAUGCUUGCGCGAAGUUAACACAAGAGUUUUUCAAGGAAGAUAUAUUACGCCUUCUAAUCACCCACCUUCCUCAUUUGGAUCCCGGGUCCCGUCAAGAUAUCACUCAUGUGCUUGCAAAUCUACAAAGGCAACGCGUUCAUGGCCAUUACGUUGCUGCUGAAUAUUUCGAACAAAAUACAGAUAUUCUUGACUUGUUGAUACCCGGGUAUGAUGACCCGGAAACCGCCAUAUCGUUUGGUGCAAUCUUGAGAGACUGUAUUCGUCAUCAAGUAGUUGCAAAAUAUAUUUUGGAGUCUGAUCACAUGAAAACGUUCUUCAGCUAUCAACAUGAUCCGAACUUUGACAUAUCAUCGGAUGCAGCAGCAAUAUUUAAGGAGCUGUUAACGAGGCAUAAAUCAACUGUUGCUGAAUAUCUUAACAAUAAUUAUGAUUGGUUUUUCGUGGAGUAUAACAAAUUGCUGGAAUCUUCUAACUACAUUACCAGACGGAAUGCUAUUAAGCUGUUGGGAGCGAUGUUACUGGAUCGCUCAAAUACGGCUGUUAUGACGCGGUAUGUGAGCUCAUUGGAAAACAUGAGGAUCCUAAUGAAUCUUCUUCGCGAUUCAAACAAGUGCAUACAGUUGGAAGCUUUUCAUGUCUUUAAGCUUUUCCCUGCGAAUCAAAACAAGCCGCAGGAUAUUGUGAACGUGCUAGUUGCAAACAGAAGCAAGCUCCUUCGGUUCUUUAGUGAAUUCACUUUUGACAAAGUUGAUGAGCAGUUUGAAGCAGAUAAAGCUCAAGUGAUGAAUGAAAUCGAGAACCUUGUGCCCAAAUGUGAAACAUGUGAGAGUCCCAAGGAAUGUGACGGACUGAACUGUUAACCGUAUUAACAGAAAGAUGUCACACUAACGUUUAGCCGUCUCGGGUCAUGUAAAGGUAGAAAAAGUUUUACUAUGUAUAUAUUUAUUUUUUUUAUUUUUGAUGACAAGAACAAGUUGGAUGUCAUUUUUGUUUCUGAUUCUGCAAUUGAAUCAGGUAUGUUCUUUGGAUCAA